Molecule: messenger RNA, 630 nt
Organism: Mycena citricolor
Lineage: Eukaryota; Fungi; Basidiomycota; Agaricomycetes; Agaricales; Mycenaceae
Source: the annotation of a GenBank genome assembly
AUGUUAUCGGACUCGAUGUCUGACGCAAUCAUUGUCGCCUUCUUGAACGAUGUUCGACCCGUCGUCACGACAUUCAACGAACUCGUGGCCUCGAGUGUCUCGAUGCGCGAUCCCAUGGCCUGGCUCGAAGCUGUCGCUGCUGUCCUGACCGCCGCAAAGCUUUGGUCUCUCGAAGCCUCCUUGUGGGCAUGCGCUGUGCGCUAUGUUGAGACCAUCGCCGAAACCACGCAGGCUGCGACACACGGUCUCGACUGCGAAAAGCUUAUGACCCUUGUCGAUGAUGCUGAGCGACGAUAUGCUCGGGAGACUACACGUCGAGGCGCGGAACGAAGAUGGGAGGAGGAUUUAUCGCUUUGGACGCUGACUCCGUUGCGCGAGGCCCCCGCCAAAAGAUUCAAGCGGAGCCUCCAGGCGGAAUCGACAUCACCCGUUUUUGAGCGCAAGUUCCGCUCUCUGCUUUCUGGGGCCUUGUCGCAUCGAGCCCGGCUCAAUUGUAAAAAACCAGCUAUCGUCACCACCCGGGCUCCCACCGCCAAACGUUCGUUAACACCAGACACAUCAUGCAUACUUCCUACCUCGGACGAUGCGUUGAACCUCUUUGCCUGCUCAGAAUCACACAGGAUCGGAUAA